CAUACACUGUACAUGAUUGGUCACCAGGUGGCAGGUUUUGUCGUGCGAGGCACAGAAACAAACGCCAUUAACUAGAAGUGCUGCUAAAUGAUGUCGCUUCGUAUUAACCACAGUGACCGCAAGCCGAGAUUUCACGCUCAUCUAACAGAAAAGUGUGUGCCGCUCUGAUUGAACAGCUCGGCCAUGUCGGCGCGAAGCCAUGGGCGAUGGUUCCAUCCCAACCUCUCGGGUCUGGAAGCGGAACAGAUCCUGCUGGACCAAGGAUGCGAUGGGAGCUUCCUGGCACGACCCAGCAAGUCCAAGAAAGGAGACUUCACACUCUCCGUCAGGAGGAAUGGUGUGGUGACCCACAUCAAGAUUCGCAACACGGGCGACUACUAUGACCUGUACGGGGGUGAGAACUUUGCCACUUUGGCUGAACUGGUCCAGUAUUACAUGGAGAACCAAGACCAACUCAAGGAGCGCAAUGGCGAGAUCAUUGAACUCAAGUACCCUCUCAUCUGCGCUGAUCCCACCACUGAGAGAUGGUUUCAUGGCCCACUCGUGGCCAAGGAAGCAGAAAAGCUCCUUCUCGAAAAAGGCAAAAAUGGCAGCUUUUUGGUUCGGGAGAGUCGAAGCAAGCCAGGGGACUACGUUCUGUCUGUUCGUACGGAGGACAAGGUGACCCACUUCAUUGUCCGCUGCCAGGAAGGAAAAUUUGAUGCCUGUGGCGGUGAGAAGUUUGACAGCCUGAGUGAACUGGUGGACUUCUAUCGUAAGAACCCAAUGGUGGAGACCACAGGUACUGUGGUGCACCUCAAGCAGCCAUUCAAUGCCACCCGCAUCAAGGCAUCCACCAUUGAGAACCGUGUGAAGCAGCUGUCCAAGGAGAAUGGACAGAACAGUGGCAAGGCGGGCUUCUGGGAGGAGUUUGAGCAUUUGCAGCAGCAAGAGUGCAAAAACCUCUACAGUCGGAAAGACGGACAGAGGCCUGAGAACCGGGCCAAGAACCGCUACAAGAACAUACUGCCAUUUGACGCGACAAGGGUGCACCUGCAAGAUGUGGAUCCUGAUGCCCCGUAUUCAGACUACAUUAAUGCAAACUACAUCAAGGUAGACGACGAUACCAUUUUUGAUGGCCAUAGCAAAGUGUACAUAGCCACACAAGGCUGCCUGCAGAACACUAUCGGUGACUUCUGGUCCAUGGUCUGGCAAGGAAAUACGAGGGUUAUUGUCAUGACUACCAAGGAAGUUGAACGGGGAAAGCCCAAAUGUGUACGGUAUUGGCCAGAUGAAGGCCAGACAAAAGAGUAUGGGAAAUACUGCCUGCAGCACAUUGCCGAGUCAUCGAAUGCAGACUACACCUUAAGAGAGUUUGCCAUGUCAAAAAAUGGUGAGUGCGAGACCAGGAGUGUCUUCCACUACCACUUCACUGCCUGGCCUGACCACGGAGUGCCAUCGGACCCUGGCUGUGUGCUCAACUUCCUGCACGAUGUCAACCAACGGCAAGAAUCCAUGCCGGAUGCCGGACCUAUUGUGGUGCACUGCAGUGCUGGGAUUGGCCGUACUGGUACAUUCAUUGUCAUUGACAUGAUUGUGGACCUUAUCAAGAAGCAAGGGCUGAGCUGCGAGAUCGACAUUCAGCGAACGAUUCAGAUGGUGCGCAUGCAGAGGUCGGGCAUGGUGCAGACUGAGGCGCAAUACAAGUUUGUUUACUUGGCUGUGGAGCACUACAUUGAGACACUGCAGCAGCGGAUGCAGGCUGAACAGAAGAGCAUCAUGUUGGGCCGGGAGUACACCAACAUCAAGUACUCUGGGGAGCUGCCAGCAACAGUGGAGAGUGCACAUGGCCGGGGGACAGCCACCACAGCAGCAGCCGUGCCUGCUCCACUGGACAACAGCAGCAGCAGCAGCAGCAGCAGCAGCUGCAAAAAGCCUGCCGUGCUUCCUCGCUCCUUUCUCACGGACAGUGUGCCCAAGCCACCAACAGAAGUGCCCCGGCAGAUGUAUGAGAACAUUCCACUGCAAGAGAGGAAGUCACCUGUGGGAACAGUUUGUGCGCCGCCACCACCACCAAAAAAGUCGUGACAGCAUUUAUUCCAUACAUAGAUGUGGCCACCAGGAGCACCCCAGCUACCGUGGACCCUAGUCUCUCCCCCUCCAUCCAUCCGCUUCUUCUGUUGCUAGCUGUGCUACUUAGAGGGACCCUAGAGAGAAAGGCCACUUCUCGCGUACUAAGUAAAUUGCUCUUUUACAAUACCAAAAAUUCCACGCUUGCUUCGAGAAGACACUUGGUAAGCAAGAAAACGCUCAAAAAGAAAAUGUGGGUGCCAAUGCCACCUUCAAGUUCCUGCACCAGUCGCCGUGACGUCAUAAAUUUUGACCAUGCCCACUCGGGCCUACAUAGUUCCUAAUCAGUAAAAGGAGGUGCGUUGUCUCCUGAGGGAGCCAGAGUCUUCUUCAUGAAAUUUCGUCAACCCAAUGUGGCCCAAGUACAAAAGAACACUUUGAAAUCUGUGACGUCACCAUCAGAGAUUUUGGCAGGAAAUUUAAAUGUAAAGCUUUCUCAUCUAUUAAUAAACCUAUAGUGGUGAAAUUAACGACACUAGAGUUUUCAAAGUAUAAUUUAAGCAAAUUUACCUUUAGUGUCCCUUUAAGUCUGCAUUGUACACAAGGCCUCUUCUGCUUAAUGUGCAAACCGAUGUGAUAGUGCGACUACGGCCUCCUUGUGUGAUACACCUUUGUUUGGAUAAGUACAAAUCAACGUGGAUGCUGCUUACCUUCCCAAGACUCUGAUUAUGCUUAUCUCGUGCACCACAGCUGCUUUUCAACUCGAUAGUGGAAAUCACAUCUAAAUGCAGCUGGUGCUGAGGCUUGAACUUGAUUGCACUGCUUUAGGAUAGCUUGCCUCUACAGCUUUUGGUAGAACAGCCAGCAGCAUGCCAUUUAAUAAUGUGCUUGCAACCCUGAUGGACACGACUGCACUCGUUACCAAUUCUCAAACACCCACACUCGUCUUAACCAAGUGAUGCCUGCGCUUGAAUUAUUUUGUUACCUCGGGAAGUUUGCAACGUCUAGAAAGGGAUUUUUCGGUGGUAACGUAGCGACACCCGAAAGUACCAUUUUAUUUGCCACUAACGCAACACGCCUGCUCGUGUGAGCCUGGACAUGCAGGUGAGGUGGACUGUCAGGUGAAGCCAUGACAAGUCACUGAUAUGCAAAGAUGGACAGAGAGGCCAAUCAAGAGUAUUGCAAGGAGAUGAUCUGUUGCAUAAACCAUCGCAUAACAAAAGUGACACCGUGUUCCCGUGUGAGCAUUUGCAGGAGCCACAAACCCUAAGUCCAUUGUUCCCUACAUGGGUAUGUGUGCAGCCUCAUGAAAAUAAAACUAGGGUUAUGACUAGAGCGGCUGGACGUGGUAGUGUCACAGUGCAUGCCCGAAGGGAAACCCAUCUGUGUCAAAAUUAGGAGGAAAUCGCUGCAUUUUUUACUCAUUGAAUCAAGAUUAACUUGGUUGAAUUGGGUUUAGUUCCACGAUAGCUUCAGUGAUUCAGGUUGAUGACAACAUUGAACCCUGUGGGUACCUGGGGAAUGGAAAAUUUCUUCGUUAGAUCGGGAAAUUCGUAAAAUCGGGUUUCGUUAGAUUGAGUAUUAAUUGUAUUGCAUACUGAAAACACAUUAGCAGUAAAGCAGCUGCAUUUUUUAAGAGUUUUAGGCAUUGAUAUUAAAACUGUCACGCAUUGUGUUACUAAAAUUAAUUGUAAUGUUAGAGAACUUACAAAGUGAUUGGCCCACAUGCUGCAUUUGGGUGUGCUGCCAAGAAUUGUUUCAGUAGUAUACCAGUUCUUGCUGCUCCUAGCAAGGACAGUAUCUCAAAGGGCCGUUGUUCUAGAUUGCCUUGCCUGUCUCCUGCUGCAGAAAUGUGUCAGAGAAGGGUAUUUUAUUUCUUUCAUCUUUGAGAGCACACUGGAAUCUAUACAAUGGCAAGGGUGUCUCUUGGAUAGCUCCCUCGCCAUGCAGUCAUGAUGGCGAGAGUUCCAGCAAGUGUUUCUUGCAUGAGAGGGCUGGAGUUACGUGCUUUGUCCACCCUUGUGUGAAUGAGUGGUUCAACACAAUUCCUGGAGAAAGAUGUGCUUUGGUCAUGCACAGUAUGAGCACUCAAGCAGUAUCCACGAGCUCGCACGAGUGUGGGACAUUCGAGAGCAGGGAUGAUGUGGCAUCACAGAAGUGCUUCUAUCUGAACAUGCCGAGGAAGCCUGUGGUGUAGCUGAUGACGAUGUUUCAAUGGAAAGUUAGCAGCUGUUUGAUUGCUGUGUAAUAAUACUCUGUAUGUAAAAAAAAAUGUAUCAAGCUGGGCCUGUCGGGACUUGGAUGUAUGAGAGUGAGGCAUACGCACUGCUGUCACAUGGCAGAGACCAUAGCUUCAUAUUGUUAAGGCCUGUUUCCACUGCUCUCCUUUAACCACCUCAGGUAUCACUGGCAACUUUCGUGACCGCGGAAAAAUCGGUUCUUUUUGGGUAGUCCAGGAAAUUUUUUUUUCCUGCCACAGAAGUUGAUUCGUGCUAAGGUGUAGGGUAUCAAAUAAUGUAAGAAGAAUUGGUCUUUCUAACAGUAUUAAUUUCAAACAACAGGUUUAUUUCAAAUAUUAUUUUAAAAAUUAUCAAACAAAUAAAUAUACAUCAAAAAGAAAGGAAAAUUCAUAAAAACAUUAAUGCUACACUGCGCAGGUUAAACAUUAAAAAAAAAAACAAAGUAUACAUUGAGAUGCAAAGCCCUUGUAGAAUGAUAGUGCAAAUAUGAGCUCUGUAAGUACGAAGGUUAUUACGUACAUACAAAAAUAUAAGCACUAGUGCCUAUUAUGCCACCGCGCGAAGCAGUUUCUUGACACUAAAACAAAGGUUGGCUCACUUUGCGUUGGCUUUUCGAGAAUAUGCAUCCACGCAUACUUAUCUGUGUGGUUGCAUAUAUCUCCGACGACUUCUGUGGUAGCACAAAGAAGCCGCCGCGUGGCACUCCGAAGCGCUAGGUCAAGGUCCGCGCCGUCUUCGUGGAGAGUACUCCGCUCUUUCUGCAGCCGGCACCAAAUGAAAUUGACACCUUGCAAAUGAGAGCUGUGACCUUUAGUACGCACCAGAUACGUUUACAUUGAUGCGCAGCAGCGAUAAAACAGCCCGAGGAGAGGACAGAACUUACCAGCGGAUAGAUGCUGAUGUUCCGAGGCAGUUUGAUGCAUUUUUGCCGUUCGUACUGAAGUCUGAUGAAUCUUAGUCGUCUCAUGUGUCUGUGCUGCUACCAUACCGAGAGAUUCCUGCUCAGAUUCAUCGCUAUCCAUCGAAAUUUGCCAUUUCCAUGGAGCACCUGUGAGCGACGUCGACACCAUGUCUGAAACAACGAGCGCUCUCCUACCCGACUGCGAACGAGCUUUAAAAACCU
This is a messenger RNA of Rhipicephalus sanguineus (brown dog tick), 5412 nucleotides long. Its product is annotated as tyrosine-protein phosphatase non-receptor type 11. The record is from RefSeq and is a predicted model, not a curated record. NCBI's taxonomy places the organism in Eukaryota, Metazoa, Arthropoda, Arachnida, Ixodida, Ixodidae. The transcript is spliced from 15 exons. Gene Ontology annotation, molecular function: protein tyrosine phosphatase activity. Bases 184 to 2067 code for a protein of 627 amino acids. Gene Ontology annotation, biological process: protein dephosphorylation.